Molecule: messenger RNA, 2484 nt
Organism: Saxophila tyrrhenica
Lineage: Eukaryota; Fungi; Ascomycota; Dothideomycetes; Mycosphaerellales; Extremaceae
Gene: VTC4
Product: vacuolar transporter chaperone
Exons: 4
Coding region: 1-2484 (827 amino acids)
Biological process (GO): microautophagy; vacuole fusion, non-autophagic; polyphosphate metabolic process
Cellular component (GO): fungal-type vacuole membrane; vacuolar transporter chaperone complex
Source: RefSeq, a predicted model, not a curated record
AUGAGGUUCGGCCAGCAGCUCCGGAGCUCUCUGAUCAAGGACUGGUAUUACUACUACAUCUCAUACGACGAGCUCAAGAAGAGCCUACAAACCGACUUCGAGCAUGUCCCCGCCAUACAGCAAUCCAACAAGCCUCAGCGGAAGCCCUGGAGUGAAGAGGAUGAGCAGCGCUUCGUCAAUAAGCUUGAGGAGGAGCUGGACAAGGUCUUCACCUUCCAGAAGGUUAAGAGUCAAGAGAUCAUUCGCCGUAUAAAGGCCAGUGAGAAGGAGGUCAGCGAGGCUAUUGAGAGGACAGAGGCUGCGCAGACUGAUGAGCGGGCGAAAGCAAAUGAGCCGUCGGAGGAUGAGUUCAUGCUGCUGGAGGAGGACUUGUCGGAUAUCAUCGCGGAUGUGCACGAUCUGGCCAAGUUCACACAAUUGAACUAUACUGGGUUUCAGAAGAUCAUCAAGAAGCAUGACAAGAUGACAAAGUGGCAUCUGAGGCCUGUAUUUGCCGCGCGACUCAAUGCCCGGCCUUUCUUCAAGGAUGACUACGACGAGACGGUGAUCAAUCUUUCGAAGCUGUACGAUCAAGUACGGACGCGAGGUAGCCCGAUCCAGGGUGAUUCUUCUGCUGGAGGCAAACAGCAGAACUUCGUGAGGCAGACUACGAAGUACUGGGUGCAUCCGGACAACAUCACCGAGCUGAAGCUCAUCAUCUUGAAGCAUCUGCCUGUUUUGGUGUUCAAUCCCAGCAAGGAGUUUGAAAGGAAAGACUCCGCGAUCACGUCGAUAUACUACGACAAUACCGAUACCUGGGAACUGUACGAGGGUCGUCUGAAGAAGUCUGAGGGAGCAGAGGCUAUUCGUCUACGAUGGUAUGGUGGGAUGGACACCGACACUAUCUUUGUGGAGCGCAAGACACAUCGAGAAGACUGGACGGGAGAGAAGUCGGUCAAGGCGCGGUUUUCGCUGAAGGAGAAGAAUGUCAAUGCUUUUCUCCAAGGGCAGAUGACAACUGCACAGGCUUUUGAGAAGAUGCGGAGAGACGGCAAGAAGGGUGAGAAGGAGAUUAAUGAUCUUGAGCAGCUCGCGAAGGAGAUACAGUUCCGUGUUCUGGAUCGGAGUCUUGUACCUGUGUGUCGAUCCUUCUACAAUCGAACGGCUUUCCAGCUACCUGGAGACGCACGCGUGCGGAUAUCACUGGACACAGAGCUAUCGAUGGUGCGAGAAGAUAAUUUGGGUGGCCGGAAAAGGGCAGGAAACAACUGGCGACGGAUGGAUAUUGGCAUCGAUCAUCCGUUCGAUCAGCUGCCCGCAGAAGACAUCGAGCGGUUCCCGUACGGUGUGCUAGAAGUCAAGAUCCAGACUGCCGCCGGACAGGAACCGCCAGAAUGGAUUCGCGAACUGACCGCAUCUCACCUGGUGGAGGCCGUGCCAAAGUUCUCGAAGUUCAUCCAUGGCUGCGCUACCCUCUUCCCUGACCGCAUUGACCUUCUACCUUUCUGGUUCCCACAAAUGGACGCCGAUAUCCGCAAACCCGUCACGCACAAGUUCGGGAUCGAGCGACCUGGACACAGCACCGAAGCCAGCACGAGCGUCGGUAUGGAGGACGACACUGAUGACGAAAUGGAUGGAGAGGAAGACGGCGAUGAAAGGACGCUACGGGGCGAAGAGGACAGCAACGACUCGAACAUGCAGCGUCUCCGCGCAGCUAGGGACGCAUUGGAGCAGCACGAGCAGGAAAGGCGAAUGGAGUUGGUCAAUGGCGGCGACCCCAAUGUUAUGGACGAGGAGGAACGCAUGGCCCAGAAACCUAUCGCUUCGAUUGAUGACGACUAUCCCCUGUAUGACUCCGAAGAUGACGAGGAUGCUCUGGAAGAGGCGAAGCGGGUUGGCGGCUGGACGUACCGAUGGAAGCUUGUCAAGAGCUACGCGAGUGUGGCAGGCGAUAAAGUGCUGUACACGCUCAAGAUGGCCACGCCGUUCCCGAAGCCGACUCAAAUACCGCCUCGAGAAGGCAAGUUUGGUCUGCCCAGUGCGGAUAAAGUGCAACAGAGACGCUUCCGCGCGCCAAGGGGCAAGAAGAUUCAUGUACCUGUGCGAGUAGAGCCGAAGGUCUCUUUCGCCGCUGAGCGAACCUUCCUGGCCUGGCUCGAGUUCUCAAUCAUCCUCGGCUCCAUCGCCGCCACCCUGCUCAACUUCGGCGACACGGGCUCCAUGGCCUCCGCAUGGGCUUUCACGAUCCUCGCCGCGGUGGCGUUGUUCUACAGCAUGGGCAUUUUUCUCUGGCGGGUGGAUAAGAUCAAGAAGAAGAGGGCGGUGGAUUAUCAUGAUAAGUGGGGGCCGAGCGUGCUGUGUUUUGGGCUGGUGGUGGCGGUAGGGAUUAGUUUUGGAUAUCGGCUGGGGCAUGGGGGGGAGGGGGGUUUGAGAGGGCACAUAAAGCCGCCAGAACACGCUUUAUCCGACGGCUCCUUCUCCGCUGGCUUUGUGCCUAUAGGCUAA